Molecule: messenger RNA, 1311 nt
Organism: Closterium sp. Yama58-4
Lineage: Eukaryota; Viridiplantae; Streptophyta; Zygnematophyceae; Desmidiales; Closteriaceae
Source: the annotation of a GenBank genome assembly
AUGUCUUCACAACACGGUUUCUCUUCCCCUGCCUGGACCGCAUCUUUUCAGUCAAAUGGCUCUGCCAUCGGUGCCUGCAUGCGCUUCUCCGCGUCUUCCCCUCCCCGUCGCGCUCCCUUCCCCUCCCCGUCGUGCUCCCUUCCCCUCCCCGUCGUGAUCCCUUCCCCUCCCCGUCGUGAUCCCUUCCCCUCCCCGUCGUGCUCCCUUCCCCUCCCCGUCGUGCUCCCUUCCCCUCCCCUUCGCGCUCCCUUCCCCUCCCCGUCGUGCUCCCUUCCCCUCCCCGUCGCGCUCCCUUCCCCUCCCCGUCGCGCUCCCUUCCCCUCCCCGUCGCGCUCCCUUCCCCUCCUCGUCGCACUCCCUUCCCCUCCCCGUCGCGCUCCCUUCCCCUUCCCGUCGCUCUCCCUUCCCCUCCCCCUCGCGCUCCCUUCCCCUCCCCGUCGUGCUCCCUUCCCCUCCCCGUCGCGCUCCCUUCCCCUCCCCGUCGCGCUCCCUUCCCCUCCCCGUCGUGAUCCCUUCCCCUCCCCGUCGUGCUCCCUUCCCCUCCCCGUCGCGCUCCCCUCCCCUCCCCGUCGUGCUACCUCCCCCCUUGUUCUACCUGUAGUUUACAUCCCUCCAUGCCCAUCUCCUCCCGUCCUUCUAUACCCCUCUCAUCCUUUCCUUCUCAUCCCCAAUCCUCCCUUCCCUCUGACACCCAUUUGCUUCCACUCCCGCUCCGCCCUCAACCCCUUCUCUCUCUCGUUCUCGUCGCUCUUGUCGCCCUCCUCACUCCGUCUAGCUCCCGUCGCACCCCAUCGCUUCCCUCCCUCUAGACUAUCCUGGCCCGUGCCUUGCUUUCCUCCUAACCUCUCCCCUUGCCCUAUGCUGUUUUACCCUCCGUCCCUAUGCGGUGUCCCCCUUUCCCUACAAUCUGCUUUCCCCCUCCCCCCUUACUCCAUUUCUGCUGAUUUCUUCCCUUCCCCCUCUUCGCCUCUCCUUCCCUCCCUCGCUGUCCCUCUCUCUUCGACUCUCUUCCCUUCCCUCUCUGCUGGCCCCUUCUCUCCUUUCCCUCUCAGCCCCUCUCCUCCUUUCCCUCUCAGCCCCUCUCCUCCUUUCCCUCUCAGCCCCUCUCCUCCUUUCCCUCUCAGCCCCUCUCCUCCUUUCCCUCUCAGCCCCUCUCCUCCUUUCUCUCUCAGCCCCUCUCCUCCUUUCCCUCUCAGCCCCUCUCCUCCUUUCCCUCUCAGCCCCUCUCCUCCUUUCCCUCUCAGCCCCUCUCCUCCUUUCCCUCUCAGCCCCUCUCCUCCUUUCCCUCUCAGCCCGUCUCCCUGCACAUGA